Molecule: messenger RNA, 3813 nt
Organism: Nematostella vectensis (starlet sea anemone)
Lineage: Eukaryota; Metazoa; Cnidaria; Anthozoa; Actiniaria; Edwardsiidae
Exons: 12
Coding region: 324-2852 (842 amino acids)
Biological process (GO): L-arabinose metabolic process
Molecular function (GO): alpha-L-arabinofuranosidase activity
Source: RefSeq, a predicted model, not a curated record
CAACAAACUUCUUUCCCCGCUGGCGCGUUUCACAUUUUUGCCAUUUAAUUUACCAAUGGCCUAUCACAGAACGGACUGACACGACGGCACCAUCACAUGACCCUCUUAACUAACGUUUACCAUUUCCUAUAACUAUGGAUCCGCUAUUGUAAAUAAUUUCCGGCAAUAUUCCGGACAUGAAUUGAACUAUCAGUUGAUCGAUUUAAUUUCCUGAAAUAUUAAUUAGCAUGAAUGUCACUCAUGUAUCAUGACAUCUUUUUGUCUGUGCUUGUGACCUCUUGAGAUGUUUCAUGUAUCGCGGAUCAUUUAAUGAAAGAUAAAACAUGUUCAGAAACGGAGCGCGAAUUUCAACCUUGCUGAGUAACUACAAUAUCCUUUUAGCGAUACUUUGUGUAUCCAAGGCUUUCACUGAACAAGGCCCUCAGCCUUUUGCUCCCGGAGUCACAUCUCGACAUGGAGUUUUCAUCGAGAAAUGGGACGGGGUUGAUACUUAUGAUAUCGAGACUCUCCUGAAGGACCCACGCUACCCAAACCUGCCAACCUGGAGCGGUUACUCUUCUUCCUUUACGCAACCGGAAAACUGGGGCGAGAAUUUUGGCACCCGGAUCAGAACUUAUUUUGUACCCCAGCAAAGCGGUUCUCACAUAUUCUAUCUGUCCAGUAACAACGAGGGUGAACUGUUUCUCAGCAAAGACGAAAGCCCCUUGCAUAAGAGCAUGAUAGCUUGUAUUCUGGAGGAGCGGUUUGUCGACCCCAUGGUCUUCAACAAGUACACGGAACAGACUGCGUGGCCUAUUCAGCUAGCCCAGGGCAAAGUCUAUUAUAUGGAGGCCUUAAUGAAAGAGUAUUAUGGAGAUGAUCACCUCAUGAUUGCAGUUAAAACGCCUGAUGGGAAAUUCUACGCGCCAAUCCCCUCUCAAUUCCUAUGGACAGGGCUCCCACCUUUGUCAGUAAAAAGCGCGACAGCGCAAAUCGAGCUGAUGAAGGUAGCGGCCCGUGCAGGAGCGAGAGCGGGAGCCAAUGCGGGAGAGUCAGCAGCUUCUCGUUCAGGGGCUCGUGCUGGAGCCGCAGCCGGAGCAGCUGCAGGAGCAGAAGGAGGAGCAAAGGCUGGGGCCGAAGCAGCCGCGAAGGCAGCGAGAAGAGUAAUGAAUAAAGCUAUAAACCUUGCUCUGAAGGCGUACUCAGGACCUGGUCAAGUGAUCAAUAUUCACUUGAAUAAGUAUGGAUUCACAGCAGGGUCAUAUAGAGGACGAGAAAGUGCCGCUUUGUUGAAUGGAAUUAUCUCUUCCGGAAGUGCUGGACCGAUUGGAGGAUCUUCAGCUGCAGUCAGUGGCUCCUCUGGAAUAGCUAUUGGAGGCUUCCCACCUGGGACAGCUGUUGAAGCCAACGGCGGUAAUACUGCAUCCUCAAAUAAGGGGGUUGCAUCCUCGAAUAAGGGAACCUCAUUAAAUACUGGGCGCGCGUCCUCAAAUACUGGAGGUAUAUCCUCUAAUUCGGGGGUUGCUUCGACAAAUAAGGAGGGUGCCUCAAGUACUGAAACGUCUCCAUCAAUGUCUCGCCUGAAACCGGCGAGCCCCCCGGUAUUUACCGCACUUUUGCCAGAUGGAACGACAAUGGAGCAAAAGAUACAUCUCGGCGGGCAUCGCCAGCACUUAUCGAUCACCCAGGAGCAGGCUUUUGUGUAUUUUCCGAAGCCUGGCGAAGAUCCAGAUGAGAUCGCAAGAAAGAUUACUUACGAUGGUCUUGGAAUGGCGAGACAAGUCGUGAUUGGCGCGAGAUACACGAUACACUCUCUGGACACUCCCGCGAAGCAACUUAACGAGACACUAAACAUGUGUUUGAGGUCUCAGGAGAGUCAUAUCAUCUUGAAGAGCGACUGUCACUUCUUCACCAUUCGACGCGGACUCGAGCCCUUCGCAGGAAGAGACGUGCUCUCAUUCGAGUCAGCGUGCAUUCCUGGUUAUUACAUCGUUCAGAGAAACUACAAAUUUGUACUGGAGAAAAGACAGGAUACAACCACAUUUGAUCGCGAUUCGUCGUUCGUUCUGCACAAGAUCACAACCCACGCGACCACCGUUCAGAUUAUGAUGAUUCACCAUGACAUGUGGUUUAUGUGUGAAUCGUCUCCAUGGAAACGUCAAUCACAUUAUCGUGGGGUGGAGCUUCUGUACACCAGCGCUAGGCACGAGUUUCUGGACAGUUGUUCAUUCAACAUAGCUCCAAUACCACGAGGAAAAGACCCGAAGAUUAACUGCAAAAACGUAUUACACGUAGCACGACCAACUAUCGAAAUAGACCGACAUCCAGCCCUAGUGAAUGAAACGUGUGUCACUGUUGAGUUCAUAAACAAAGAGCUUAUCACCUUCAAACUUAUCACCGAUGUCAACAACAAAGAGUACUUGGUAUCAGAAGGAGUCUUCAAGCUGAGAGUGAUCGUCAAACGCCCCGAGCUUCACCCACAGGUGUCAUUUAAAGCGGAAGAUCUGAAAGGAGAAAGACGGAUUCUGCUGAACGGAGACAAGACGAUUGCAGUGGUGCCCAAACAACAAUGUGAUGACUUCUUAAGUGUUGAAGUGUCCUCAACGCCAAGUGGAGCAAAAGGGAAUGCGAGUGUACAUUACCACUACCACUAUCACCCGGCUAUGGCGCCCAGUCCCUCUCCGCCAGUUGUUUGUUCAACAACAUGUCAAGCUCCGCCUCCGUGUCACCCAGCAUGCCCUGCAAAUUGCUGUAGCAUGCAUUUAUCCCCUGUUGCAAAGGCAACAAUCCUGCCCGUCAGGCGGCCAUGUAUCAAAAUCUGGUACAAGGGUCAUGGAAGGACACGUUGCAUGAACAAGAACGUGGCCACGUGACUACUGAUACGGAAGUGGUGUGACAUGCUCGUAGGCUGCUGCCAUCAUGACGUCAUUUAAGGCUGCCGAUAAUGCCGAGCUUCAUAAGAAAACGACAUCACAAUGCAGAGUGGCCUUUUAUAUAAGUACGAUAUUUCGGCAGGCAUUGCUACGUUAGGUCAGAAGACAGCUAUGGAUGUGCCAAAAUAUAAUCGUACAUGGACUUUUGUACCCACAUGUGCACGUCACAGAAUACAAUGUGUAAUCCCCUGCAUGUGUCUCGUUACCUCCCAUUUUGAGUUAACUUAUACCGUUUGCAAAUUAUCCGUCUUUGUUUUUGUAUUAUUUUUGUUGUACUAAUAUUUUGGCUCAAUAUAGGUGAAAAAAAAAACAAUAAUAAUUAAAAAAACAUUGUCAGUGCAGAUGACGAACUGCGAAAGGCAGUUCUACGACCGAAAGGUAUAAUGGAUUUCUUCCAAAUAUAGAAACCGUGGGAUUAUCUAUUAACGGCCAUUAAUGUAUUGUUUUGGUAUCGCUGGAGCUUAUUAAUGAGUUUUGUUUUUACAAAAAAAAAAAAACUAUUACCUACACUGCCUAAUGCGGAGCCCCACAUGUCACUUUUUGUUCGUAUCUAUAAAGUACAACUACAAGAGCUGUUAUACAAUUUAUGGGACUAUAAGUUUGAUAGAUAAAUAGUUUAUUAAAAAAUUAUUUCACUGCAGGGUAAAGGCCAAAUUGCACAAUUUACAUCGAAUUAAAUUUAACAAAAAUAUUUUGAUCAUAUAAGUAAGGGUUAGAUAAUGGACGCGAGUGUUCUAUAGGAUUUAGGGCGACUGCGUUAGCACGAAAAAAUUGACGCAGGGGUAUAAAAUAAGUGUUUCAAACAUAAAUAGACGCAAUAAGGGGUAAGACAUAUGUAUCGGGAAGGAUAUUCACAAAUAAGGUUCAAAGCACAUGCGAAAUAAACAUUCAAUUGAGUUGA